Molecule: messenger RNA, 10520 nt
Organism: Uranotaenia lowii
Lineage: Eukaryota; Metazoa; Arthropoda; Insecta; Diptera; Culicidae
Gene: Atf3
Product: activating transcription factor 3
Exons: 5
Coding region: 2555-4540 (661 amino acids)
Biological process (GO): regulation of transcription by RNA polymerase II
Cellular component (GO): nucleus
Molecular function (GO): DNA-binding transcription factor activity, RNA polymerase II-specific; RNA polymerase II cis-regulatory region sequence-specific DNA binding
Source: RefSeq, a predicted model, not a curated record
CGGAUCGGAUUGCAUGCGCCACUCGCGAGCCGCCGUUUUCGCCCUUUUCACUACGAUUUUUUUCCCUUGCUGGUUGGCCCUUUCAGCUGUUUUAUGACCGACAACAAGUGACACCGGUGUGUUGACAUUUCCGUUUUAAAGACUCUUACGGAAAUUCGAAUGAAAAUUUGAUUUGAGUUUCGAAGCUCCACACCCACAUAGCAGCUAUGAUUUCGGAGGUGUAGAUUUUCUUUGGGUUCUUCUUGAAUAUCAAAUAUGUCAAGUGACCACCAAUCGCGAAAAAUAUUGAUGGACAACGUUGUUCAGUGUGCCGCAGCUAAUGAACGGAGCAAACAUUUGAGUGACUAUCGGUACUGUUCGGUAAUUAGACUUAAAUCGCAGACGGUGUGAUCAAAACAGAAACACAACAAUAAGCACGCCCACCUGUCCGAUCCGAUCGGUCCCACAGCCAGGUCGAAGGAGGCCUUUGCAACAACCGAAAUAAAAAGACAACGCGGAUACUCUCGAUUCCGAACGGGUGAGGGAGGGUGGAAAACAAAAAAAGGUAGGCGGUGCAUGCGAACCGAAGCGAGUGAAAAUUUACCGACACUAGUGCGUCAACCCCAAACGAGAAGCAAUCUGUCAAGUUAAUUUGCGACUGUCAACGAAAAAGUAUAUACAAGUAAAACAAUAGAAUUUCCACGUUUGAAGAAGAAAAAAAAAACAAAUCCGCGCCGCGCGGUUUUGUUCGGUGCACUACGUACGCGUAGUUGGUGCUGCAAAACGCGACCCAGCCGCGUUUAUUGUUUGUUUAUGUUUCGCAUUAGUGAUUCAUUUUGUGAGAAGCUGUGUGUAGCACGUCCCUGAGUUUGAAAAUUCAUACCAAGUAUUAUAAAUAAAAGGCUAUAGGAAAGCGAAGCAAAGUGAAGAAAAUUUAAAAAAAAGUUAAUCGUCGAAUCGGUGGCGCCAGCUCAGUGAUAAAAAAAGGAGGCAAAACAAGAGAAAAUCCUGAGUAGUAAUAAAACGUGUUGCAGCGCACAAGUGUGGAAGAAGCAAUCGGGAAAAGUGCGCUCGCAUGAAAAUACCAACAGCAGCAACAUCACCAACCAAUAUUCCGUGAUCUUCUCCGUGAGAUUCGUGCAAGAGGCAAUCUUAAACUACCUACUCUACUAGUAUAUGAUUGUCGGAAAACACACGACGACGACGAAGGCGAAGCCGGAACGCGCAACCGCAGUCGGAAUCGGAAAUCGGAAAACCGUGUCUAGCUAGAGAGUUGCAGGCGACGACGGCUGUAACAGAUCUUCUGCACAGAAAAUCAGCUGGCGAGCCUGUCACAACUUCAUCCAGUUACCAACGACCAUUUACGGUGUGAAACCGGUGCCACGGAAGCCUCCAGUUCUAGUUAUCUCAAGUGUGUCUUCAGAAAGUUGCUAAAACUCUCAAAGGAUAACACCGGUUGCAGAGCUCAACCACAACCACCAGAUUCAGACAACGGAACGCCAAACUAACAGGUUCCAGGAGGCUUCUCGUCUGCAAGAAGUGGACUCGUUCCGGAAAGUUUCUAAUACCCUGUGUGUGCGAUUUCACGCGUGUCUGGAAGUUGCCCUCAGCAUCAUCAUCAUCAUCUCCGAGUAGCGACGAGAAACCAAAAUCAAACUCUACUAGUAUCUGCACAAGUCGUCGCAGUGCAAAACAAACGCAUAAAUUAUUCCAAGUAAUCGGGGCCACCUCGAAGCAGCAGAAUUGGUUGAUGCCAGGAGACGCAGCGGCAUCACCAUCGAAGGCAGAAUCCGGAGAGUAUCACUAGUUAGCGGCAACAAACCGAAAAGUGCAGUCCGCCAUUAAACUUUGACCUUGUAUUUGCGGCGCCGCCAUUGCGAAAAAAAAACGAAGAAACAAAAAGUUCCCCAUUCUCGACGGUAUCAACCGAGAAUACUGGCCGACCAAAGUAAGAAGAAACCUGAAGAAACAGAACCAGGAUUUGUGCUACAUUGUGAUUUUAACCCCCUAUUGUGUUAAAUAUACACACAAUCUCAAUCCAAUCUUACAAGAAGCAAAGGGGAACCAAGCUUGAAAAGUGAAUCGUAUUAAACGGCUGAUUUUUUUUUUUAAUUUUUGAUUAUUUCUAUUUAAUCCUACUAUUUAAAAAGUAACCAAAACGACUCGCCUUUUUCGAUUUGUCGGGAAGCAUCGCCAAACGAAACAAAACUACGACGACGACGACGACGACGAAGAAUUAAAAAAAAAUCCCUCGAAAGCGUUCGACGAAUAAUUCAAUCUGUGAUUAUAUAUAUUUUUGUUGUUAAUUUUAAAAGUAAUCGCCUUUUUAAUCAACGUAAAAGUUACGUUGCGUGUUGCUAAAAUUAAACACGGCAGUAAAAAAAAAGAGUCCUUUCUCGUUUCUGUGAGUGUGAGCUAGUGUGUAGUUUUUCGUACGAGAAAUUCGAUACGGGAAGGGGAAGAAGUAAACCGCGAGUGAAAGUCAGCACAGAAAAGGGCAAAAGCACUAAAAGUGCACCACACCACGUGCUAUAAAAUUUAAUAUUACCCCCCGCAAACAACAAGAAGACCCAACAUGUUCAACUCCAACCUCAGCCUGACGGUGCCGCCUCUUUUGGGCAUCGAUGGAGGCGUCUGCACCACGCCCAGGACACCGGAAAUUCUCAACUCGCUGAUGGCCAUGACAAAUCCCCUGGAAUAUUCGUUCCCAGUGACCAGCAACACCAGCAGUAGUAACAACAGCAUCAUCAUUAACAACAACAACAACAACAACAAUGGACAAUCCACGUGUGGUGGCACCAUUAACUCCAGUGUGACACAGGCUUGCCACGACAGUCAUUCCAACAGCUCCGAUUCACCGCUGGAUUCACCUGCCGGCCAUGGGAAGACGCCGAGCGUACAACAGACCCGCUCGCAACUGAUCAAGGCCGGCGUAAAGUUGCUGAUCCAGAACAAGCGCAAACACAGCGGCUGCGACUCCAGCGACGGCAACGAAUCCAGCAAUGGAGCGAUCUUCGGCUCGCUAAUCGGAAGCAGUGCUGGAACCGUGUGUGGCAGCAAUGAAGUGUCUUCCACCGUUAACACGCCUAAUACCACUGCUGCUGUUAUCAGCACAACGAGUACUCCUAGAAGUGGGGCAGGUAAGGGUGGCCGUGCUAGGAGGUCUCCAGGGGGUGGUUCAGCGCCUGCGAAGAAACCCCGCCACGAUACCGACUCGCAUCUGACCAGUGAAGACGAUGGCGAGAUGAUGCGUGGCAAUACCAGCGGUUGUUCGUCCGGGUCGAUGUCCGGUGGUGGCAAGCAUCUUCGCCCUGAUUUAACACCAGAGGACGAAGAUCGUCGCCGUAGACGCCGAGAGCGGAACAAAAUUGCCGCCACCAAGUGUCGUAUGAAGAAACGGGAACGAACGGUCAACUUGGUGAAUGAAUCGGAAACGCUGGACGCGCAGAACAAAGACUUAAAGUCGCAGGUUACUGAACUGGAAAACCAGAGGAGAAAGCUGAUCGAGAUGUUGCAGGCGCACAGUCCCAGUUGCGUGCAUCACAAAGGUUAUCAGCCGUUGCCGAGUUUGUCUACCAUUAUCAAUAACAAGUUUACCAGUGAUAUGAGCUUUUUGGACGGACCCAGUGAAAUCAAAUAUUCCGAGUGUCUUAAGGCGUCGAAUGACAUUGGCGAUAGUGGGCUACCUCCGGGUUAUUGCAAGCUUUCGCCGACUGAAGUCAACUACGCCACUCCAACCGAUGUUAUGGACGUCAAUAGCUUUAACAAUCAAUCGAUGAAAUCUGAAUACAUUCCAAACGUACAACCGCAACAACAAGAACGACCAGAGCAACCCACACGAUCGAAACCGGGACCCAAACCACGGCAGAGGUCAACAAAACGCACAGUUACAGUUACCACUACGACAACCAUCACCGAACAGCUGCCUCCAAUAUCCGUCCCAGCCGCUAGUCUACCCAGUGCAGAUUUCAUCCUGAAGAACGAACUCAUUGACACGAGCAGUCCUUAUACGACGGUACAAUCGGCGGAUCGCUUCCUGUUCGAAAACUCUUUUGACCUGUACAACAACAAUAACAACGACAGCAAUACCUUGGACAGUCAUCACGUGAGCGAUUGCAGCAAGCUAGCGUCGAUAGCCAUGAAGGAUAAUACGUCGAAUGCAUUGCUAGAGAUCAACGCUAGCUUCGAUACCGCCAUCCUGAAAUCCACGGACUACACGAUGCUGAAUGCUACUCUUCAAACACAACAGCAACAGAACAACCUUCUACCACACAUGCAGCAACAGCAACAACAACAUUGCCAUCUACAGCACGACACCAUGGGAUUGGCACCGCAUCAUCAACAGCAGCAGCAGCAGAACCAUCAACAACAACAUCAGAACCACCUGCACAAUCAACUUGCAUCGCUCCAUUCGCACCAGCACCAGUCCUGUCUGGGUGGGAGCAUCAUCACGACCAACGACUUCCUGAUCCUGCCGGAACACGAUGGCAGUGAGUUCACCGACCUGGACAGCGGAAUGACUUCCUUCGCCAGCGGCCUCAACGGAAGCUGCCUGGCGUGACCCGUGUCCCCGCUGCUGCCGCUGUUGAUGCUGUAGUCUUCUCCUUUAACUAGUAGGUAUCUAGUUAGGUUCGUUUGAACGAAGACGACGACGACGAGUCUGUGUUUACCUUUUAGGAAUGUUUUUUGUGUCAACAAGUGGACUGUUAUGAUGUUAUCGUUGUUGUUGCCGUUGUUAAGGGAGUUCCCAAUCUCAAAUAUCCGUUAAACGGAGUAGUAGGCUCGUCGAUCACAGAGAAGUUACCCAGUGUGUGUUUAUCGCAUUUUUCGUUAGUCAUUUUCAAAAGCUUAACUUUUGCCUCUACCUAACCCUUAAACCUCUUUACCGUCAUCGAUCGUGCCCAUAUCUAGCUGUUUAAGGUCAAAGAUGUUUUAUGUUCCGGUUAGCUUUUGUCCCGGUGAGUGAUAACAAAGUGUGUUGUUAGGUUAUGUACCUACGCGCGCGUGUGUGUCAAAAGAAGUCAGGUUAGUUUCGCACAACAAUUCAGCCAACCUGCCAGCGCGAAAUGAUUGAUGAUGAUUCGUCCUCUAGCUGGUCGUGUCUUUUUUCUUUAAUUCUCUUUUAUGGCAGCCAGGCAAACGUUAAAGCUUUUGGUUGUGCUUUUUUAUACAACUUUUUUUUUUAAAUUCAUAAUCGUUGACUCUCGAAAGCCAUCCGUAUGUGUGUCUCUCUCUCUCGGUGUUUCGCUAAAGACACUUCCUCUUUUGUCACUCGUGACCCCGCGGAAAAACGUCGCAGGUGUAAAGAAGUUGGUCACCUACCCGUAUUCGGCGAAACGAAUGGAUGCAGGAAACAGAACGAAAGGGAAAGAAAUUUGAUAAGUUUUAAACUCUCUUUUUUCCUUCCUUCAUAUUCAACAGUAUAUAUUUCUUUCGAUUUUUAUUUUAUAUUUUAACAUCGUUUUAGCCUGAAGCAAACGUAAAAAACGACCAACGGCAAAAAGCUAUAUUUUAAACAAUAAACGGAAAUGCAUUCCUUAUUCGUUCGUAAGUUGUUCAGCACAGUCCAAACGCGCGCUAUUUUUUUUUUUGGAUACGCCUCUCCUACGCAGGAUUCAUAUUUUGACGCGGGUUUCGCAGUUCGGUUUCCGCAAAUUUUUCUCUUUCCCAUCGCCUUGCAACAGAACGGAGAAUGUUUGACGACGAAAAAAAAUCAUUUAAAUUAUUCUUACUUCUUAGCGUAUUGUGAUAUUUGGUGCCUUGCUCGAUUGCUGAUGGACUUUUCGUUCUUUUUGACUUACGUUCAAAACUAGUCAGGAAUAGAUUAUACCUUUUGGAGAAUUGGAAAUUUUCGACAAAUAAACACAAAACUAAUAGGGGAAAGUCGGGCAAGACGGACAAAUCCAAUGAUGAGAAUAUGUUUACCUAAAUGUAUCAACACUUUCGAGACCCUUACUUAUUUCACAUCAAGACAAAUAAAAACAAAACUUAUGGUUAAAAAACAAAUAGGGGAGAAUUAAAAGUUUUUCAAGUCUUGAUUUAUAUUUUCAAGUUGGAUAAAACUGUUGCUGAGACCCAGUAAACAUAUAAUGUGGAAACAUAGAAUGUUGCCAUGCCAUGGCAGUUCCGGACGGGACGUGUGCUGUAACAAACACGAGUCCAGAAUAAUUGACUCUCGGUUGGCAUCCGACGAAACUUAAGUUGAUAGAACAAAAGUCAAUCGUUAAGAAGUCAUAAAUUGGAUUAUAAUUAUUGGAGGUAACCAACUGUGGGUUCGCACGGAUUAUGCACUCUGUUGUGUUGUGAGCCUACUUUGUUGAAUGAUUUAACUGAAUCAAAGCAAUCGAAAGAUUCCUUUUAAUUCAACCACGGUAAAUGAAAAGUUCAUAACCAGUAUUUCGAUAGCAACUUCGAAUCGAAAACGUUCACUGAAGAAGGUAGUAAGUUGCUAUCGAAAUACUGGUUAUGAACUUUUCAUUUACCGUGGUUGAAUUAAAAGGAAUCUUUCGAUUGCUUUGAUUCACACGGAUUAUGAUUGCCUUGCAAAAAAGCUGGAGACGCCAGCAAAUGAAAUUUGGAUCCUGAAGGUUCAAGAUUGUUGAGAGCCAUCAGCAGGAAGCACUUUCGGAGUGGAAAGGAGAGAACAAACUAACUGUUUGAAGGUUAAAACUGGAAUGACUUCAUUUUUAACUUUGCGUUCUAUUUAUACUAGUCUGUUCCCUAGAGAUUCAUAGGGAACCAUAGUUACAAUAAUGUGGUUGUUAAUGAUAACACCAACAUGCGUGUGUUGUUAUUCAUCUCAUCGAUUACUUCGAUGAGACGAAUCUCAACAAAGAUGCUUCAGUACCGAGCGAGACUGUCUGUAGACUUUUCCGAAAGGCAAAUUUACAGAACUUUUUCGAAUUUUGACUGCUCGGAUUUCAGUGCCUGUUUUUGAUGCCAUUAAAGCCUUUCCCUUUUGAUGGGUUCAGCUGUGUGAAGACGAUGAACGCCUUAGCCUUCUUAUAUCUCUCGUUGAACAUUAUCAAUCUUGCUGCUGCAUCGACCGGGCGUUCUUGAUGUCCAUUUUCACACCAAUAGCUUCCAGGUAUCGUAUCCGGUACCAGCAAAUAUGGGUGAUUCCUGCUUUCGUGUUUGCCAUCUUAACUUCUUAGCGAAUUGAAUAUUUUCGAAAAUUUCCUCCAGACCCUUCUAGGCUGACGCGACUCAUAACCUAAAGAAGAAAACUAGACUAUGGUAUUUUUUACACGGUUUGAUUUUGCUUAGUUUUUCUAACACGGCUUCACGGUUUUUCUACACGGCUCUCGCCAAUCAAUACGUUUUAGGAGCGAAAACAUUCCAAGUCCUACGCGUUAACGACGGAUUUUAUACCGCGUAAACAAAAACUUUAGUGAAGUGUUGAAGGUUAUCGAAUUUGGUUUAUUACUCUCAUGAACAAAUUUUCUUCCCUAACCCUUCAUUUCAUGAUUUUUUUAUUUUUCCUUAAAAAUAAUUUUAAACAGUUUCAAAUGAUGAGUACAGUAAGAAAAAAAUUAAAAUAAAAUACAAUUUUUCACUUUUUUCAUACAAUAAUUGUUGCAAAUUUGUUACUUCAUGAAACUGCUCUUCCGACUGCUAUGAUCAACACAUUUACUGUCAUAUUGCUAAACAACAGUUUUCCAUGAACAUGUGAUAUAAAAUAGUUUGUCGGAAAAAAACAACAGCUUGUCUCAUCUGUUUGGUCCUUUCGAGUAAUUUCAACUGACAAUUUUUUAUCAAAUUAUUUUUUCAACUGGAUCACCCCUGGGGUCGCACUCUGGUAUCGGUAUCAUUUUAUUAGCUCAUCUUGGUAGACAACUUUAUUGUGCGAAUUGACUGAGUCCUGUUGAAGCCGUCCAAGACCUAAAUUUUUGACGUGUCUAGAGCUUAACAAUUCUUUUCUCCAUUUUAUAAAGCUUUGACCGAAAUUCACAACAAAGUUCGAACUGCAAACUUAAAGUUGAGGGCUGUCUGCCACUAAGUGCUGUUUUGAACCAAAACAACUUAAUUUUGAGUUUGGCAUAAGGAGCGUGGAACAGUGGUUCUAGUGAUUGGAUCUGGAUUGAAUAUUUUAACCAGGAGGACAACCAUCGGGAAAGACGUAAAACAUUUUAAGCACCACUGAUUUUCAGCGUGUGCUACAUGGCUAACUUUUACCCAAAACACGAACACGCAAAAAACAAAACUCUGAAACAAAUUUACUAUCUACUUAUAGGACAUGUUCAAAACCUAGGCCAGCUGAUAUUAUUUUAUCCUACUUACGGGUCAUUAUUUCCUACAUUAGUGGACAAACUGACAAACAAGACGAACAACAUCCAUAUCACAGUUGAUUCGGCACAGGAAUAAGGAGUGUAUCGAAAAUAAGUUAUAAACACAAUUUUUUUCAUUGUAUUGAUUUUAUUUAUGAUUCAAACAAAGAAACAGUUCGGAAGUGUUUUAAGAAGCUUCUUCAUCAGGAUUUGAACAGCUGAUUGAUCACACUUCUUGGCCGCAGCAUUCCAAUUUUUCUUGAUAACCGCCAUGGUCCUGGUGGCCUGUAAAGAAACUCGCCGACUCUAAUCCGCAGGAGCAGAUUGCCUAUCACACAAGCACUUUCUGGCCAAAUUUUUCCACCUCAAUCGACUUCUCGUUCUCGUUUUUGUUCAGCCGUUUAUUUGGACACUUUCUGCUUCUUGUAUGUCUUCAGGUUGUUCCGCUUUUUGAUCCGCUGUACCAUUCCGAUCGAUGUCCCAGCUUUUUUCGCCAAAUCCCGUAUGGACAUCGAUCAAUUUCGGUUGAUUACCUUACGGUUCAGAUUUGGGUCAGAUGGUCCUGGUUUUCUGCCUCUUCCUGGCAAAUCAUCGAACGUAUAGUGUUCCUUGAACUUGUGGAUGAUGGAUUUUACGCUCGCCGGAUGAAUGCCGAAACGUUUAGUCACUUCAUUCAUCGAGAUGCCCUUCUCUUGCAUCCAAGUUUCCAACACACGAAUUUUGACUUCUUCUUAAAUUCGCGACAUUUUGGGAGAAAGGAAUGUUUCAAACGUAAACAAAGCGCUGGUUCACUCUUGACAGAUCAAAAUGCUACAUACAGGUGAGCACAGUUGUUUGCGUUCACGCGUUAGUAAGUAGAAGGCCCUAAUAGGUUUAUAGUUAAUUUUUGAUACACUCCUUAUCACAGCUUUUGCGUCGGAACGGUUAUCACAGGAACUGGCAACACUGCUCCACGGGCGCACACUAACUGCCCGGAGCACCUCCGACUGCCUGCAGCUGGGUCUGUUGGCCACAUACUAGCAGAUUAAAAUGGGAAUUUAGCUCCUCAACAGCGGCCCAAAAAACAAACAUUGUUUCUCAAAAAUUUCUACAGCACUAUUUCUUCACUCACCCAGUUGGAGCCGUUGGUAUUAAUAAGCUGGUUCUACCUUCAGUUUUGCUCGGUUUGGCCUUCGGGGAUGAAUGUUAUUGCCACUGUUGGGGAGCUGAGGAAGAAUGGAUGUUUAUCCUAUCCAUGCUAACCAAUUCGUAUUCGCUUACCUUUAUCAGCUGAUGCGGAAUGGUCCGGUCCUUUGCGGGCUACAGCUCCUGUAUGCAACGGAUGGCACGAAACUUACGGCUAUUUUAAAUUGAAUCGCUGUACGCUUUUGUUUUGAUCCUUGUUUAUGUUUUUCCAUGUGUUUUUAUUUGACAGCUUACACUCUUAAAAUUAUAUACGCAUAUUUGGAUUCUAUUUCACUCUAUUGGUAGGAUUGACUACACACUCAAGACGAAACAGCUACACAUAUCUAAUUAAAACGCUACAGACGUUUAUGGUAAUUUCAUAGUUAAAAAAAAGUCAAAAUUUCAACCAAUGAAGUACCAAAUUGAUUGUUGUGUUAGUGUGCAAUCAACCAUAUUUUUCUAGCAUUUGACAUUUAAUUCGGGUCCUUGACAGUCAAAUGUCUGGAUUGUUUGGGGCCCAAAAAAAAGGUCGGGACCCAAACAUUGAUGGUUGUCAAAUUCAAUGACAACGGAUAGGGGAUCCCCCUGGUUUUUACUGAACUUUGUUUCUAAAUGUUUUCACAUAGGAGAAUACCCAAUGGGACACCUUUUAGACAACGCAAUCGAUGGAUGCUCGCACAAAACGGUCAUCGACUGUGACGAUUGCCCUAACUUUUGGUCCAGUGAAGCUAUCCUAUCUAUGGCUAUUUCGAGUUAAACUAGGUAUUUUGUGAAUUGAUUUUCAAUCUCUACUAAAAUUCUUAAAAAUUCAAGUCGAAUUCCUUCCUGGCAUAUUAAAUGAAACUUUUGAAGGAAAAGUCCAUCGGCAUAAAUCGACAGAAAACCAUUCGAGUCAUUCAAUUGUCAUUAUCCGAAGCACAACCACAGCCGUUCUUCCUUUUCUCCCAUUAUGUAUUUAUAAUCAUCAUGAACGCACAUUCAUCAUUGGUAUCUCUAUUCUCUAGUUAUGUAAGAAAGAAUAAAUUAGACUCAGCCAGCACACGUUUAAACGAGGGAAGCGCGCGCAAAUCCGCCUAAAUAGUUAGAACUGUAAGCCAAAACAAACAUAUG